Molecule: messenger RNA, 2109 nt
Organism: Heterocephalus glaber (naked mole-rat)
Lineage: Eukaryota; Metazoa; Chordata; Mammalia; Rodentia; Bathyergidae
Source: RefSeq, a predicted model, not a curated record
UGGGCUGCUGGUGCUGGAAAAAUCCGUUGAGUCCGGGCGAGAGCAAGGGGUCGACCAGCGGAGGUGAGCUCUGUCCAGAUGCGAGAUCUCUGGAGGAAAGAGCGCUUGAGAUUAUAUUUGUUGAAAGAAUCCUGAACUAUUUCUACAAUGUCAACUUUUCAGCUGUCUCGCUCCAUCAGAAAAGAAAAGGCAUCUAAGGGGACAGUUUUCCCAUCCCAAAUCACUAAUGAACACGAAUCAUUGAUAAUGGUGAAGAAACUUUUUGCUACUUCUAUAUCAUGUAUAACAUAUCUAAGGGGCCUGUUUCCAGAGAGCUCUUAUGGAGAACGUCAUUUGGAUGGUAAAGACCUCAGUUUAAAAAUUCUCCGAGAAGACAAAAAAUGUCCUGGGUCACUGCAUAUUAUCAAAUGGAUUCAAGGUUGCUUUCAUGCUUUGGAAAAGAAAUACCUACACAUGGCAGUACUUUUACUUUAUACAAAUCCCAAGGAACCUGAGAAUGUUACUGAGAUAUAUCAGUUUAAAUUCAAAUACACAAAAGAAGGAGCCACUAUGGAUUUUGACAGUACUAGUACAAGCUUUGAAAGUGGGACAAACAGUGAAGAUAUUAAGAAAGCCAGUGUUUUACUGAUUCGUAAAUUGUACGUAUUGAUGCAAAACCUUGGACCUCUUCCUAAUGAUGUUAUACUUACUAUGAAACUCCAUUACUAUAAGGAAGUGACCCCACAUGACUACCAACCCCCUGGUUUUAAAGAAGAAGUGAACUCACACUUACUGCUGUUUGAGGGGGAGCCUGUCAACCUGCAAGUGGGAUUGGUCUCCACUGGCUUUCAUAGCAUGAAAGUGAAAGUCACAACGGAGGCCUCCAGAGUGUCUGAUUUGGAGAAUAACCUCUUUCUGGAGAACAGCACUACUGAGAUUGUUCAUCAGGGCCUAGACUGCGAUGAGGAAGAGGAGGAAUGCAACAAUCAAAUGCAAAGAAUGAAUUUUGUGUAUAGUCAGCAAAGUUCUGAAAGUUCCAGGAAGAAGAAGAAGGUCAGCGAACCAGUGAAAAACUUCAUCUCUAACAGCAAAUGAAAGUUAGAUGCUUUGUCUAUUUUAAAGUAAUUUAAUUUUGCAAAAACAUGUAUGAAGUAUCUAAGCAGGAAAGUAAGGUCUUAUAACCAAAACCUUUUUCUAAUUUGUUUCUAAGAUUUUUACUCAAUCUACUGAGUGUUAAACUACUGACUAUGGCUUAGGUUCACUUUGCCACAAGGAAUAAAGGUGGCCAUUGCUGCUUUGGGAUAGCAUUACUUCAAGGCUGAGUUAGAGAUGAGACAUGCUUUAUGUUUAUAAAAGAACCACAGCACCUAUAAGCUGUUGUUCUCAAGGUAUUUAGAUUACUAUAAAAUAUUUUAACUUGUUGUAACUUGUGUCCUAGAACCUCUCUAUAGCUUUAUUAAAAUUCCUACAGAGUUGCAUAGGAAAUGUGUGGAGGUGCUUAGUUGGCUAUGAUUUAUGUGUUCACUUCAGUCACAAGGUAGUUUAGCUAAGUGGGACCAGCAUGUGCUCUACAAUGUAUCAGCUAAUGUAGGCCCAACACAUUCUUUCCUUGUAGAAUUCCUCAGCUUGAGCCCCAGGCCCUGUCCUGUUGGGCAACCCUAAAGAUGAGACAUGGUUUAAUUCAGGAACCUAUUUCCCUUUUAAGUUGUACAUUGAAGGGGCUGGGGAUUUAGCUCAGUGGUUUCGCCACCUGCUGCGCAAGCCCAAGGACCUGAGUUCAAUCCCUGGUACCAAAAAAACAAAAAAUAAAUAAAACAAAAUUAAAAAAAAAAGUUGUAUGUUGAAUAUUUUCCAGUAAAUACUUCAGUAUUAUCAGUUUGGAACCUGUAGAUGGUGUUAUUCAUCUCCUCAUCCUGGAAUUUUUUUUGAUAGACUUAAUGAUUGGUAUGAGUGAAUAAUGACUUAAGUAUUUUUUAAUAUAAUAUAGAAUUAAAAACUUUAAAUGAAUAGGAUCAGUAAGUUAAAUGUAAGUGUAUAUGCUUUAUGGUUAAAUAAAACAAAAGCACAAGUUGAUUGUUUUUCUUUCUCAUCUUUUUUUACACUGGGUAGUUUCUUCACUUAGAUCAGUGU